Molecule: messenger RNA, 5027 nt
Organism: Homo sapiens (human)
Lineage: Eukaryota; Metazoa; Chordata; Mammalia; Primates; Hominidae
Gene: CLIP4
Product: CAP-Gly domain containing linker protein family member 4
Exons: 16
Coding region: 995-3112 (705 amino acids)
Source: RefSeq, a predicted model, not a curated record
GUUGUUAAGCAUAGGACCUAAGAAGAGGUGGCAGUCUCUUUCCUCUCCGCACUUGGCAGGCCACCCACUCAUUCCUGAUAAUCACAUUUAAGAGAGCUCUGGACAAGCUGGAAUGCAUCCAAGAGAAUCCCUCAACAUGCUGGUGAGUGGGAUUGUGACCAGGUCAUAUCAGGAGUAGCCUAAGGGACAGGUAAUGUGUGUCUUGGAUGAAUUGGAGUCAGACUUAAGAGUCCCCAGGGCAGAAACAAAAUCCAGUGAGGGAGAGAUGCAGGGAGCUGGAUUUUAGCUCCUAAGGUAGAAAAUUUCCAAAAGGCUGAUCAAAGAUUAAAUGGCUGCCUUAAAAGGUAAUGAGUUCCUUGUUAGUGGAGGUGUUCAACCACUGCUUGGUGGGAAGACACUGUAAGGAGGAUUCAGGCAAGUGGGAAGGGGGCUUUUUCCAGUCCCUGAAAUCAAUGAUUCUAACAGGAAAAGAUGCUCCGGGGUGCGGUGAGCGCUUACCUCUGCUCUUGCAGAGACACUGACAGACGUUCAUUCAACAUCUGUUCCUGCCAGGCACUGUGCGCGCUGAACACAGAAGUACAGCCUCUAUGAAGCAGCCGCUGUAGGCCUCAGAGACAGCUGAUAGAUGUAACACUGUUGUCUCCAUGUUUCAAACUUCGGUCAUGGUCUUACUAGGUCUCCUCAUUAAGGGGACUCACUAUGUGUCCAGUAACGCUUUCUUGUUACCAGAUGACAGAGAGUCAGGCUGUCAGAGUUCACGACUUUAGGUGCACAGUUUCACCCUGUCUGGUCCUUGGGAGACGGAGAAGGGGUCAGGAGAAAACGUGGGUGAAGAGGCAGCAAAGCCGCAGGAGAUAUGAACUAAUUGCUCAACGUGGGUGUAGCACGGAUUAGGCCUUUUACAGCAAGCGCUGCCAGCAGGGAACUGGUGGAUGUACUCUUGACCACGCUCGGCUGGACUCUGGGGAGCCCAAGACGGGUGGCUUUCUAGAAGAUGACCAUAGAGGACCUUCCAGAUUUUCCAUUAGAAGGAAAUCCUUUGUUUGGAAGAUACCCAUUUAUAUUUUCUGCUUCUGAUACCCCAGUUAUCUUUUCCAUUUCUGCAGCACCAAUGCCUUCAGACUGUGAAUUUUCUUUCUUUGAUCCUAAUGAUGCAUCAUGCCAGGAAAUUCUUUUUGAUCCCAAAACUUCAGUUUCAGAAUUAUUUGCCAUUUUGAGACAGUGGGUUCCUCAGGUCCAACAAAACAUUGACAUUAUUGGAAAUGAGAUUCUUAAGAGAGGUUGCAAUGUGAAUGAUAGAGAUGGAUUGACAGAUAUGACUCUUUUACAUUAUACCUGCAAAUCUGGAGCUCAUGGUAUUGGUGAUGUGGAAACAGCUGUAAAAUUUGCAACUCAGCUUAUUGACCUGGGAGCAGACAUUAGUUUGCGGAGUCGCUGGACAAACAUGAAUGCUUUGCAUUAUGCUGCUUAUUUUGAUGUCCCUGAACUUAUAAGAGUGAUUUUGAAAACAUCGAAACCAAAAGAUGUGGAUGCCACUUGCAGUGAUUUUAAUUUUGGAACAGCUUUGCAUAUUGCAGCAUACAACUUGUGUGCAGGUGCUGUGAAGUGCCUCUUGGAGCAGGGAGCAAAUCCUGCAUUUAGGAAUGACAAAGGACAGAUCCCUGCUGAUGUUGUUCCAGACCCAGUAGAUAUGCCGUUAGAGAUGGCUGACGCCGCAGCCACUGCUAAGGAAAUCAAGCAGAUGCUUCUAGAUGCGGUGCCUCUGUCAUGUAACAUCUCAAAGGCCAUGCUCCCAAAUUAUGAUCAUGUCACUGGCAAGGCAAUGCUUACGUCACUUGGCCUGAAGUUGGGGGAUCGUGUUGUUAUUGCAGGACAGAAGGUUGGUACAUUAAGAUUUUGUGGAACAACUGAAUUUGCAAGUGGGCAGUGGGCUGGCAUUGAACUGGAUGAACCAGAAGGAAAAAAUAAUGGAAGUGUUGGAAAAGUCCAGUACUUUAAAUGUGCCCCCAAGUAUGGUAUUUUUGCACCUCUUUCAAAGAUAAGUAAAGCAAAAGGUCGAAGGAAGAAUAUAACACACACUCCUUCUACAAAAGCUGCUGUACCUCUCAUCAGGUCCCAGAAAAUUGACGUAGCUCAUGUGACGUCAAAAGUAAAUACUGGAUUAAUGACAUCAAAAAAAGAUAGUGCUUCUGAGUCAACACUUUCAUUGCCUCCUGGUGAAGAACUUAAAACUGUGACAGAGAAAGAUGUUGCCCUGCUUGGAUCUGUCAGCAGCUGCUCCUCUACAUCUUCUUUGGAACACAGACAGAGCUACCCCAAGAAACAGAAUGCAAUCAGCAGUAACAAGAAGACAAUGAGCAAAAGCCCUUCCCUUUCAUCCAGAGCCAGUGCUGGUUUGAAUUCCUCAGCAACAUCUACAGCAAAUAAUAGCCGUUGCGAGGGGGAACUCCGCCUCGGAGAGAGAGUGUUAGUGGUAGGACAGAGACUGGGCACCAUUAGGUUCUUUGGGACAACAAACUUCGCUCCAGGAUAUUGGUAUGGUAUAGAGCUUGAAAAACCCCAUGGCAAGAAUGAUGGUUCAGUUGGAGGUGUGCAGUAUUUUAGCUGUUCUCCAAGAUAUGGAAUAUUUGCUCCCCCAUCCAGGGUGCAAAGAGUAACAGAUUCCCUGGAUACCCUUUCAGAAAUUUCUUCAAAUAAACAGAACCAUUCUUAUCCUGGUUUUAGGAGAAGUUUUAGCACAACUUCUGCUUCUUCCCAAAAGGAGAUUAACAGAAGAAAUGCUUUUUCCAAAUCGAAAGCUGCUUUGCGUCGCAGUUGGAGCAGCACCCCCACCGCAGGUGGCAUUGAAGGGAGCGUGAAGCUGCACGAGGGGUCUCAGGUCCUGCUCACGAGCUCCAAUGAGAUGGGUACUGUUAGGUAUGUGGGCCCCACUGACUUUGCUUCAGGUAUCUGGCUUGGACUUGAGCUCCGAAGCGCCAAGGGAAAAAAUGAUGGGUCAGUGGGUGACAAGCGCUAUUUCACCUGUAAGCCGAACCAUGGAGUCUUAGUUCGACCGAGCAGAGUGACCUAUCGGGGAAUUAAUGGGUCAAAACUUGUGGAUGAGAAUUGUUAAGCUUCUAAAAUAUUAAAUAAGCUCAAAUAUAUAUAUUUGGUGUAAAUAAAGAGUCCAUGGUAAAUGGUUUACUUUAUUUAGCCAUAUUAAAAUUUUGAAAAUAUAGUUAUCUUCUUAAAAACCAUUAUAACAAUUCAGAGAGAGUUCUUUACAAAGCCAUGAAUAUGAACUAUGGGGAAUCAUGGUUCUUUUAAAGCAAUUUUCAAAAUAAGUACCAAUUAAAGCUUUAGGUUCCAAGAAGAUUCUGGGACUCAGGAAGAAAAAGUGCCAUCAGGUGACCAGCUGUUGCAUUUCUUGCUUAUUCUGUUUUGUUUUUGCACAUCAUAAUGGAUUUUUCUUAGUGCCCUAAUUGUGAAGGGUUUCUCUAGCUUUGGUUAUGUGUAAUGUUCACGUGACCUUUUUUUGUCAAUCAUUUUUGGAAUUUUUCUUUCUUUCUGUGCUUUAUUACUAAUAAGUCCAAUGAGUGAGUAGUAGCUAGAUGACUAGUAUGUAGUUUUAUAUUUUGGUAAAAUUAUUUGCCCUUUCAGAAAUGCCUCAUCUAAAGAUACAUGAUAAUUUUGGAGUUGGAAGGGGCCUUAGAGGCUCUCCAGCUCUGCUUCUUGCCCAUUGCCAAAUACUGAAAUGGAAGCCCGUCUUACCUGGGGUCACUAACUGGUUGGUUAACUGAGCUAAGAAUAGACUGUGGGUCUCCUCACUUGUGGCCCAGUGCUCUUUCUGCUAUACAAAAUGUCUAAUCUCAGAUUUUUCUUCUGCUGCUUGACUGCUUCAUCUGGAUGAACUACAAAAAACCCAUGAUUAAGGUUUAUGAAUUCAAGUAAUAAUUAGAUUUUUUUUGCACAGACUUACUUAACUUCCUUAUUGGAUAUGUUUGUAACACAUAAACACAAAGCACUUUUCAAACAUGAUGCACUUUUAUCUUUGUGAAUAAUUUACUGUCCUUUCCUCCUGGGAUAUGAGAAACAUUUUAAAAAACGUAUUUAACAGAAGAGAGCAAAUAAAGAUAUAUCAGGAAGGAUGUAUUAGUUAUUUACUUAAAUGUUUAUAAUAUCUGGAUUUUUUUUGUUUUGUUACUCAUAGAACUGGUGUUGUUUGCUGUUUUUAUUUCUCUAAUUGUUGCAGAGUUCUGCCUGUUACAAAGCUACAGAACUGUAUUGUUUUUAUUUUCCUUCUUGAGCACAUGUUAACAAACUAAGCUUCACAUUAGAGUGAUGUCAUAAUGUAAAAUGUUUGCAUUGUGGUUAGGUAUUGAAGUUUAUGUCCUGUCUGUGUAAAGAUUCAUCUUUUAUUGUAAAUAUUUAGACUUUACCACAGAAAUAUUGGAACAGUUUGCUUUAUAAGAUUAAAAAGCAUCCUUCAGAAUGGAGCUUGCCUUGUGCUUAGAAAUAAUAUGUUGAACUAUUUUGCAAUAUACUAUUUUAAAUCUAAAUUCUGUCACUUCGCUGCCUUUUUAAAAUAGUGUGGUAUUUCAAAUAUUGCUAGAGCUAUUUUCCUGAAAUACAUUUGCAAAAUAAGGCUGCUUUGUAAUCAAGGAAUAUUUUUAUUGAUUGAAGGAAAUGACUGUACUGCGAUUCAAAAGUAAACUUAUUUUAUUAUACAGAUUAUUUCUUAAAAACUCUAUUUAUACCUUAACAUGAAAUCCAUGACCACACCAAACUUGGUUAUUCAUAAUUUUUCCUGUUAAAUAUAAAACACUGUAAGUUAAAAACAGUAAUGCCAACAUUGAAUUUAUUUUUGAGGUCAAAGAACCAGUUGUUCUCUUUAUAUUUAGAUGAGGAUGAUUGAGUCCAUAUACUAUGUAUGUUUACAUAUACUAUACAUGCACAUUAGGUGUUUUCAUUUGUGUUUUGCUUAUGAAAUGUCAUUUAAAGUUCACUUCUUGAGCAUCAAUAAAAAGGGAAGCUGUGUGGUUUUGGAA